This is a messenger RNA of Meloidogyne enterolobii, 362 nucleotides long. The record is from the annotation of a GenBank genome assembly. NCBI's taxonomy places the organism in Eukaryota, Metazoa, Nematoda, Chromadorea, Rhabditida, Meloidogynidae.
UUCAUACUGGAGGACAUAUUUAUCCCAUGGUUGCUUAUAAACUAAAAUUUGAAAAAGAUCUUUUUGUUCGAGCUUUCGUUGACAUGUACGAAGCAUUGGGGAUGGCUAACUCUGAUCGGUCCAUUGAUAUUCCAAUGUCCCGAUACAAAAAUGGGUGGACAUUUUUUGUGAUACCUUUGACUUCAACACUUGACGACUCUUGUGGGUUUGAGUUGCUUAGAAGUGGUACUACAAGUAUUCGUUUAGAAUUUAAUUCUCCCAUUCCUUCUGGUGGAGUUGAAAUGAUUAUCUUGGGAGAAUUUGAUCAAAUGUUAAUGAUAGAUUAUAAUCGGCAUAUCGUUUCGGAUUCCAAUCUUGGUUAA